AUGUCUGCAGCAAGAAAUGCCAAUGCAAGCGCAACUAAACCCACCCGACCUAACGGCUGGACGGCCAAACACGACGCCUUUAUCCGUGGCUGCGCCUCAAAUCACGAAGAUGUAAACUCGACCAAGAUUCUCUUUGAAACGGAGUUUCCCAACAUUCCCGUUUCCAAGGCAUGGAUUCAGUCGAGAAUGAAUGCGUGA
Exophiala mesophila is the source of this 198-nucleotide messenger RNA. RefSeq lists its product as uncharacterized. NCBI's taxonomy places the organism in Eukaryota, Fungi, Ascomycota, Eurotiomycetes, Chaetothyriales, Herpotrichiellaceae. Bases 1 to 198 code for a protein of 65 amino acids. The transcript has a single exon. The record is from RefSeq and is a predicted model, not a curated record.